Messenger RNA from Penicillium odoratum, 2769 nucleotides. RefSeq lists its product as uncharacterized. The record is from RefSeq and is a predicted model, not a curated record. Lineage: Eukaryota; Fungi; Ascomycota; Eurotiomycetes; Eurotiales; Aspergillaceae. The transcript has 5 exons. The coding region runs from base 1 to 2769 and encodes 922 amino acids.
AUGAAGGCAUUCCAAUAUAUGGCCUUUUUGGCCUUGAUGGGUCUUACAUCUGCCUUUAGCGGUAGGCACAAAGCCCACGAGGGGAUGCUCCAAGUUCCCCCAUCUUUUGCCCGUAAUGGUGUUCAUAUGUAUCCUGCUCUACACCCCGAGCAUGACCCCAACGACCACAGGCAUUUGGUCCCGGAGGCUUCCAAAGAAUUGUAUUACAGCCAGGAAGGCCACAGACCUCCUCUACAUGGUGCAAAGCAUGGUCGGUUGUAUGCAACUUUUUCGCGACCCACGGUGGUUUUGGAGCAUUCUAGCCACAUCAAAGAUGUCAAAUGUGGCAACCAACACAUUGAUAUCUGUUUCCGCAACCCCGAGGCGAUGCAUACCGUGGAGAAUGCAUGGAAAGAAUACAAUGCCACGUCAUUCAAUCUCAUCACGUACCAUAACGGAUGUGGCCACCUUACAGGAGAAUACCGUUCCAUCUUUGUUGCAUCCCGCCCUACCUUCCGUGGCAAUUGUACAAGAGUGGCUACUGCGCUCUCGGACGAACAGGAAAUUCAUGAUGGAGACCUGAGUUGGGGAACAUAUCGGAGUCCCCAUAUCAACAAGCGACAGCCAGUUAAGGGGCAUGUCAAAGCCUCGAGGGCAGACACAAAGAUAUAUCAGUAUCGAGGUAUUCCCCAUAGUUUCAAUGGAACGGUUGACUACCUCAAGGGCUGGAACGAAACGUUUCCUCGGGAAACUGUUGAUAUCACCAAGAAUGCCACGGCAGUCUUGGACUUUUUCGGAACCAAUGCGAGUUCUAUCAACAUAGAUAUCCCGGAUGAGUACGAAAUCGGCCUUGAUUACCUCUCUGAUGAAAAAUAUAACGAUCUCGUGAAACGAGGUCUAUUCUCCUGGAUUGUUGAAGGUAUUAAAUGGGUGAUAAACACCGUUGUGAGCGCGAUUGAAAAGAUAGCAGCAACAGUUGAAGAGGCUGCCAAACUUAUAAUCAAGGUUGCAGUUAUCGCAGCGAAAAUAGUUAUGGUGGUAUUUGGUGUUCCUUUCGAAGAGGAAUACCAUGCGGAUAUUCAGUUUGAUCACACAACUGGUGGUGGCCAGCUUCCACUUGACUUUGGUUCAUUUGGCGGAAAAUUCAUAGGAAGUGCCCCCGAUCUAACGAUGGUUCUGGACAAUUUCGUUCUUUCUAAAGCGGGAGCCGCAGCGAGGGUGGUAUGCAACAGCUGCGGAGCCAAGGGGAAUUUCAGCUUUGAAGGAGCCUUGUCAUUCAGCAUCACGAAAGGUGUCUACAGGGCACGAGUAUCUUUGAACAACCAUGACCCUUUCUUGUUUGAUGCGAUAUUCAAUAUCACGACUGAUGCCAAAGCAUUCAAGGAUAAUGCAAACAAAGGGGGACUCAAGACGGUAUUGGAGAAGCAGCUGUUUGCUGUGCCCUUUUCUCCUCUCACGAUCCCCAAGAUCAUCACCAUUGGGCCCCAACUAUCUGUGACUGCCGCCGCCAGUAUCUAUGUUGAUUCACAUGCUGAAUUCAUAGCCGGGGGAAGGUUCUCUAUCGCACCGGGAGAAGUCGUUCUAGAUAUUCAAAGUGAAAACAACAAGGCUUCCGGGUUUAAUCCAUCUUUCCAGCCAAUCUUUGAGUUCCAAAAAGGAAAUGUCGUUGCUACUGCGGACCUCGCUUUACCAGUGGGGAUUGAACUUGCUCUUGAUGUCCUUUCUGGUACAUGGAAGAAGGCGAUUGGGGUUUACACCGCACCUUCUCUCUACCUAACUGCAGGAUACUCAUACGGCGAAAAGCAUGCAUGUGACAAGGGCAUAGAACUUCGCGCCGGCGCCAAAAAUCGCAUAUACUCCUCGGCCCUUGGAAUAUGGGAGUACGAGUUUAAGAGCUUGGGAUUCACCUUCUAUGAGACCGGCAUUGGCUGCAUUUCUACCCAGGGAUGGAACUCUUCUCAGGUUGAAGACACCGAUUUUUUGAAAAACACAGACCCAGACGCCUCGAGCGAUGCGACCGACGAGGUCCUGAAAAAGGUCACAGAGUCUCUUGGAGGUGAACAGAAUCUCGCCUCCAAUAAGACUCUUCAACUUGCUCCACCUCAGCCCGUAAUCUAUGCAGACGAGCACUUUUCUGAAAAAAAUAAGGAGCAGGAUAAGGAUAAGCUUCGGAAGCUUCCAAAGACAAACGGCUUCCGCCUGAUCCAGGAUGCUGGCCAAACUGCAACUCUCCUAUCGGGGAAGGAUGGACAUAUCUAUCUCGCAAACAACUCAGCCGAGUACGAUAUUAGCGCACCCUGGGGUGGUUUGGAGGUAGACAAGAAUAUCUUCACUUAUGAUGUUUUCGGACGUCUAAUUUGGGUUGAUGCGAGGCUAUUUCAUUUCGGUAUGGUCGGGAUGGGGGUAUCCCGUGCUGAGAACACGCCAAAAGAUACACAAGCUGCAUCAUUGGUGGUGAUGAAGAAUAGUGAUGUUGAAACCUACGGUAUAUCUUUUAAAUCCCAAUCCCCCUAUGCGGACUCCGAUUCGAAAGUGUUUUGGUUUCCGACAGUCUGCAAAUUCCCGGAAGGGCUUCGACUCUUCGCUACGAGCUUCCUGGUUGACGCAGAGGGAAACAUACGAAUGAGUGAUAACUCUUUACGCACCAGCAAGACUCAACAAGACUUCUAUAACGUUGUGAGGCUGCUAUACCAAGUGGAUGGAAAAAAGCCGCCAGAGAAAUCCGACCCCAAAUCCUGUAUCACAGUGAGAUUGACGUCCGAUCCGAAGAGCACAGUCAAUGCGUCGUGA